Messenger RNA from Arabidopsis arenosa, 2658 nucleotides. NCBI's taxonomy places the organism in Eukaryota, Viridiplantae, Streptophyta, Magnoliopsida, Brassicales, Brassicaceae. The record is from the annotation of a GenBank genome assembly.
CACAAAUAUGCAAACUAGAAAACAAUCAUCAGGAAUAAAGAAUUUUAUUACUUCCCUUGGAAAGAAAAAAAUCUUUGGCAGAUGGAUCAAACCGCGGAACCACCACUCAACACACACCAGCAGCAACCAGAAGAAGUUCAACAUCAUGAGAAUGGUACGUCUAAGAUGUUUAGGAAAGUAAAGGCAAGAGCUAAGAAGUUCAAGAACAGUAUUACUAAACAUGAUCAAAGCAAUGAGCAUGAUCAUGAUGUAGUUGAAGAAGAUGACGAGCUAGAACCUGAAGUGAUCGAUGCACCAGGUGUAAAAGGUAAACCAGAGUCUCUGAGUCAUCCGAGAGAAACUAAUGUUCCGGCAGCGGAGGAGAUUGUUCCUCCAGGGUACACCAAACCCACUGAAUCUGUACCAUCACAGGAUACCUCUUACGGACACGAUGCACCGGCUCAUUCUGUAAGAACGACGGUUACAUCGGACAAGGAAGAGAGCAGAGAGGCUCAUCACGAGGCAAUUGACACUCCUCUGCUUUCUGCAACAGAGGAUAUCAAGAGGACGUUUGCUCCUAGUGGUGAUGAUGAUUAUCUUGAUGGUCAACGGAAAGUCAACGUCGAGACACCGAUCAAGUUGGAGGAAGUUCCGCCUGUUACAGGAGGAGGGUCUGAUUAUCUUAGUGGUGCAUCUAAUUAUCAGUCCAAAGUUACUGAUCCCACCAAAGAAGGAAGUGGAGAAGCUAGAGUACCGGAGAUUACUGAGUCUCUUGGUAAUAUGAAAGUGACUGAUGAGUCUCCUGAUCAGAAACCACCACAAGGAUUUGAAAGAGACUUGUCGACGAGAAGCAAAGAAUUCAAAGAAUUUGAUCAGGAAUUCGACUCUGUUCUCGGCAAGGAUUCGCCGGUGAAAUCUGCAGGUGAAUCAGAAGCUGAGCUAGAAAAAGAUUUUCCGAUGAGAAACCAUACAGAAUCUGGAAACGACAAGAAUUCUCCGACGGGCUUUGGUGGCGAAUCAGGAGUUGAGCUAGAAAAAGAUUUUACGACGAGAAGCCAUGAUUUUGAUAUGAAGACUGAAGCUGGAACGGACACGAAUUCUCCAUCAAGAAGCUAUGAAUUUGAUCUGAAAACAGAAUCUGGAAACGACAAGAACUCUCCGAUGGGAUUUGGAAGUGAAUCAGGAGCUGAGCUGGGGAGAGAAUUGCCGACGGGAAGUGAUGAAUUUGAUCAGAAGAUUGAAUCUGGAAGAAACGAGUAUUCGCCGGAAUCUGACGGCGGAUUAGGAGCUCCAUUGGGAGGAAAUUUUCCAGUGAAGAAUGAAUCUGGUAUCGACAAAGAUUCGCCGACGGGAUUUGACGGAGAGCCAGAUUUUCUGGCGAAGGGAAGACCUGGAUACGGCGAGGCAUCGGAAGAGGAUAACUUUCCGGCGAGAAGUGAUGAUGUUAAAGUAGAGACUGAGCUGGGAAGAGACUUACCGACGGAGACUCAUGAUCAAUUCUCACCGGAUAUUUCUCGUCCUAAAGAGAGAGAUGAGUUUAAGGAGUCCAGAGAUGAUUUUGAGGAAACGAGAGAUGAGAAAACAGAGGAGCCAAAAACGAGUACUUACACAGAGAAGUUUGCUUCAAUGCUAGGUUACUCCGGAGAGAUUCCGGCGGGAGAUCAAAGUAAAGUGACGGGAACUGAUGAUGAGAAGUUGACACCAAUCAAUGAGAAGGAUCAAGAAACAGAGUCUGCCUUGACGACGAAGUUACCUCUCCCAGGAGGUGGAAGUGGAGUGGAGGAGCAACAAGGGGAAGGUAAAAGUGUGUCGAGUAAAGAUUACCCGGCGGAGAAACUGACACCUGAAGAAGAAGACAAAGCUUUUUCUGAGAUGAUUGCUGAGAAACUUCAGAUUGGAGGAGGAGAAGAGAAGAAGGAAACGACGACAAAGGAUGUGGAGAAGAUCCCUACCGAGAAGGCGUUGGCGGCCGGAGAACAAGGUGAAGUGACGGGAACUGAUGAUGAGAAGUUGACACCAGUCAAUGAGAAGGAUCAAGAAACAGAGUCUGCCUUGACGACGAAGUUACCUCUCUCAGGAGGUGGAAGUGGAGCGGAGGAGCAACGAGGGGAAGAUAAAAAUGUGUCGGGUAGAGAUUAUCCGGCGGAGAAACUGACGCCUGAAGAAGAAGAAAAAGCUUUUUCUGAGAUGAUUGCAGAGAAACUUCAGAUUGGAGGAGGAGAAGAGAAGAAGACAACGACGACAAAGGAAGUGGAGAAGAUCCCUACCGAGAAGGCGUCGGAGGAGGGAGAACAAGGUGAGGCGGUGGAUGAGGAAGUGAACGGAGGAGGAGGAGGAAUGGUUGGGAGGAUUAAAGGAUGGUUCGGUGGUGCUGCGACAGAUGAGGUGAAGCCAAAAUCGCCACAUUCUGUUGAAGAGGCUCCAAAAACAUCCGGCUGGUUUGGUGGUGGUGCGACGGAGGAGGUGAAGCCAAAAUCGCCACAUUCCGUUGAAGAGUCUCCACAAUCACUUGGCUCCACCGUUGUUCCGCUGCAUAAGGAGCUUUAAGAAUAUGAGAACUAAGAUUUAAGUUUUACUUUUGAAUGUUUAUGUGUGUUUUGUUUGAUGUCUUUGAUGUAUUAUGAUAUAAUUCCUUGUUUGUGUGAAAAGGACUUUGGUUAAUAAAUUUUAUUGGUGUUG